AUGAUCAAAGCACUUUAAAAUAAUUAUAAAUUAAACAAGCAAGUAAAUUAAGAUUAAUUAUAAGAAUGCAUAAUCGAUCUCAAUAAAAAAUGUUUAAAACAAGUGUGUGAAAUUGAUUCCAAUUAUGUAAUCUUAACAUUACAUCCACCUCAGUUAAUCUUGAAAUAACUCAAAAAAACAAUUUUUAGACAAAAUUUCACGCUUUUAGAAUUUUUACACCUCUGUUACAUGUUAUAGAAAGUUUAAUUAGAAACCUUCUUGAUAAUGAUAAAACUAUAAAAAUAGGAUGGAAAGUAUAGAUUUGUGUAUGAUUUUAAUGAUUUCCCUUUAUCCAAUGAAUUAAGUUAAGCAUGUCUUAGAAAUGGGUUACAAGCUAAGAUUAAUAAGUCAAUUAAACAUGAUUUACAUUAUUUUAAAUUAGAAUAUGUGCCAUUCAAAAUAGUAAUCUAUGAUCCUUUAGAAAUGAAGGAAUCUGAGAUGCCCUUAGACUUUAAUGUACUUGAAUAGAUAAUUAUUCAUAAAUUAAAUGUAGAAUUUAAGAUUUAUUGA
Messenger RNA from Paramecium tetraurelia, 549 nucleotides. RefSeq lists its product as uncharacterized. Lineage: Eukaryota; Ciliophora; Oligohymenophorea; Peniculida; Parameciidae. The record is from RefSeq and is a predicted model, not a curated record. The transcript has a single exon.